This is a messenger RNA of Cercocebus atys (sooty mangabey), 2822 nucleotides long. RefSeq names its product tetratricopeptide repeat domain 12 (gene TTC12). The transcript is spliced from 22 exons. NCBI's taxonomy places the organism in Eukaryota, Metazoa, Chordata, Mammalia, Primates, Cercopithecidae. Gene Ontology annotation, molecular function: protein binding. Bases 568 to 2730 code for a protein of 720 amino acids. The record is from RefSeq and is a predicted model, not a curated record.
GGUAUCCCGGAAUACCCCGUGGGAGCUGGUCCUGGACUGGCCUUCAGAGCCGAGCAGAGGACGCUGCUUUGGGCCCCAGAGCAUGGGAAGGUCUCGGCUGCGGUCUGGGACCUGCUUGGAGGGCCCCGGGCCUGCGGACGCUGGGGAGCGGUUGCCGGGCAACAGUGCGGGCGGCCUGGCCUCUUUGCGCCCGGCGGGCAGCGCGCGUCUGGGGCGGGCUCGGCGCGGGGCUCGGGCACAGGCCCCCGCUGCCGCAGCCCUACCCAGUGAAACACCGAGGGCGGCGUCGCUUCGCCGUCACCUGGCUCUGGCCCUCUCACUCUAGCGUGGGGGUGACACUGGCCAGGCAGUGAGGACCCUGAGAUCCAUGCCCUGGGAGACAGGGGUUGUCUCCUGUCCCUGCACCCGCGUGCCUGCCUUCUAACCCUCAUACCGUUGGGCAGGUUAAUUCACUGGACUGGGCCUCUGUUCCGUGGGAGUUGAAAAGAUUUGACCUGGAAGAAGCCCUACCGAUCAUUCAGUUAAGCCGCAACCCCACCCCGUUUUAUAUAGGGAUUCCGGUUCACAAUGGAUGCUGAUCAAGAGAAAGAUCUGCAGAAAUUUCUUAAAAAUGUGGAUGAAAUCACCAAUUUAAUUCAGGAGAUGAAUUCUGAUGACCCAGUUGUGCAACAGAAUGCUGUCCUGGAGACAGAAAAGAGACUGCUGCUUAUGGAGGAAGACCAGGAGGAGGAUGAAUGCAGGACCACCUUGAAUAAGACUGUGAUCAGUCCUCCACAAACUGUUGUGAAGAGUGCCGAAGAAGUAAACUCAGUAUUUGGAUUUUUCUUUUUAAUAUCUGAAAUUACCCUGCUGUCAGAGGCCUUCUUGGCAUCUGUGGAGAAGGAUGCAAAGGAACGAGCCAAGAGAAGAAGGGAAAACAAAGUCUUAGCAGAUGCCCUAAAAGAAAAAGGGAAUGAAGCAUUUGCUGAAGGCAAUUAUGAAACAGCUAUCCUGCACUAUAGUGAGGGUUUGGAGAAGCUAAAGGACGUGAAAGUGCUGUACACCAACCGAGCCCAGGCUUAUAUGAAACUUAAGAACUAUGAGAAGGCGCUGGUGGAUUGUGAAUGGGCUCUCAAGUGUGAUGAAAAAUGCACAAAAGCAUAUUUUCACAUGGGAAAAGCCAACCUGGCCCUGAAGAACUACAGUGUGUCUAGAGAGUGUUAUAAGAAGAUCUUAGAAAUAAACCCCAAGCUGCAAACCCAGGUGAAAGAUUACCUGAAUCAAGUAGAUCUUCAGGAAAAAGCAGACCUUCAAGAAAAGGAAGCCCAUGAACUGCUGGAUUCAGGAAAGAACACAGCUGUGAACACCAAGAACCUCCUGGAGACCCUUUCCAAGCCUGACCAGAUCCCCUUGUUCUAUGCAGGGGGGAUUGAGAUCCUGACUGAAAUGAUAAAGGAGUGCACAGAACAAACUUUAUUCAGAAUGCACAAUGGAUUUAGUAUCAUCAGUGACAACGAGGUCAUAAGAAGGUGUUUUUCCACAGCAGGAAAAGAUGCAAUUGAAGAGACGGUCUGUGUGUCUGUUCUCAAGCUCUGGCAAGCAGUGUGCUGUGGGAACGAGGAAAAUCAGCGUGUGCUAGUGAUGCACCCUGACAGGGCCAGGCUGUUGGCCACCCUCUUGUCCUCCAAGGUCCUGGCCAUCAGGCAGCAGAGCCUUGCCCUGCUGCUACAGCUCGCCCAGACUGAGAGCGGACGGAGCCUGAUCAUCAGCCACCUUGACCUUACCAGAUUAUUGGAAGCCCUGGUGUCAUUUCUUGAUUUCUCGGAUAAGGAGGCCAACACUGCUAUGGGACUGUUCACAGACUUGGCUCUGGAAGAAAGAUUCCAAGUCUGGUUCCAGGCCAACCUUCCAGGUGUUCUCCCUGCACUCACAGGCGUUCUGAAGACAGAUCCCAAGGUAAGCAGCUCCUCAGCUCUGUGCCAGUGCAUUGCCAUCAUGGGAAACCUCAGCGCUGAGCCUGCCACCCGAAGACACAUGGCAGCCUGUGAGGAAUUUGGGGAUGGCUGCUUGAGCCUCCUGGCCAGAUGUGAGGAGAAUGUGGACCUGUUCAGAGAGGUUAUCUACACACUCCUGGGACUCAUGAUGAACCUGUGUCUUCAGGCUCCCUUUGUCUCUGAGGUUUGGGCUGUGGAGGUGAGCAGAAGGUGCCUGUCUUUACUAAACAGCCAGGAUGGAGGAAUCCUGACAAGAGCUGCUGGUGUUCUGAGCCGGACCCUUUCUUCCUCUCUGAAAAUUGUUGAGGAGGCCUUGCAAGCAGGAGUGGUAAAGAAAAUGAUGAAAUUCCUGAAGACAGGAGGCGAGACUGCAUCACGUUAUGCUGUAAAGAUACUAGCUAUCUGCACGAAUAGUUACCACGAAGCUCGGGAAGAAGUAAUAAGACUGGAUAAAAAGUUGAGCAUGAUGAUGAAGCUGCUCAGCUCGGAGGAUGAGGUUCUGGUGGGCAACGCUGCCCUCUGCCUUGGUAACUGCAUGGAGGUGCCCAACGUUGCAUCUUCCCUGCUAAAGACAGACCUCCUGCAGGUCUUGUUAAGGCUCGCAGGCAGUGACACACAGAAGACGGCCGUGCAGGUGAACGCAGGCAUUGCUCUGGGGAAGCUGUGCACAGCUGAGCCCAGGUUUGCUGCUCAACUGAGAAAGCUUCAUGGCCUAGAAAUUCUCAACUCUACAAUGAAAUACAUCAGUGAUUCUUGAGAGAUACGGUGUCUGUGUGCAUUUAGGGAACACACAAAUGCACACUACGGGUUGUUCCUAUGCUAAUAAAGACCUUUGAUAUAUCCACUUCA